This is a messenger RNA of Callorhinchus milii (elephant shark), 971 nucleotides long. Its product is annotated as methyltransferase-like 26 B. The coding region runs from base 38 to 655 and encodes 205 amino acids. NCBI's taxonomy places the organism in Eukaryota, Metazoa, Chordata, Chondrichthyes, Chimaeriformes, Callorhinchidae. The transcript has 6 exons. The record is from RefSeq and is a predicted model, not a curated record.
UCAGCUGUUUUGGGCCGGACCUGCGUCUCUGAGGGAGAUGAUGUUGUCUCCCAUGGCCGAGAAGAACAAGCAGGCCAUCCUGGAGGUCCUGAUGGAUUAUAUGGAGACAGUUGGGGAGUCGUUUGCCCUGGAGCUGGCCUCUGGAUCCGGACAACACAUCGUUCACUUCGCCCGAGCCUUUCCUAACGUGACAUGGCAACCAUCUGACAUUAGCCAGUCUGCUCAAGAGAGUGUUGCAGCGUAUGUCGCCGCCACCAAGGUCACAAACGUGAAGGAGGUCGUGUACAUUGACGUGGCAGAGCCCUGGGAGGAGUGGGCGAAUUUGCAGCCGAAAUCCUGCGACCUGAUUGUGAACAUUAACAUGCUGCACUUGUCCAGCAGAGGAAGCGCAGAGGGGCUGUUGAGCGGAGCUUGGGUCCUUCUGAAGCCUCGUGGGAUUUUAAUCAUUUACGGUCCCUACGCCAUCAAUGGGAUCAUCAGCAACGAGACGAACGCACAACUGGACCGGCAGCUGAGACAGCGGAACCCGGAUUGGGGUCUCCCUGACAUGGAUGUCCUGAGACAGCUGGCUUACGAGAAGAGCCUGCGGCUGGAGCGGAUGGUCGAAAUGCUGGAAGACAAGUGCUUGAUUUUUAGAAAGUUUGAUGAGCAGUGAGGCCGAGCCUUUGGUCUGGGGUGGGUGCAGGGCAGGGCCGAGGAUGGUGCUGGUGAGGGAACGGCUACGAGGAAAGCAGGAGCGAAGCUUGACUCUGAGCUUUGGCACCGGAGAAAGAAGAGAAAGCCAGCGGGCAGGAUGCCUGGACAAGAAUUCUCCUACUGAAAAAUUGGCCGUUGUAUAAAUUGUCGAGUGAAAUUGUAAGAAAGGUCAUCAGAUAAAGUGUCAUUAUGGAAACCCACAUCUUUAGAUAUUAUUAUAGUAUUGUAAUUCUUGCAGUUGUCUAGCACAUGUAACAUUCGAUAGGCUUCAACCC